Schistosoma turkestanicum is the source of this 1034-nucleotide messenger RNA. Lineage: Eukaryota; Metazoa; Platyhelminthes; Trematoda; Strigeidida; Schistosomatidae. The record is from the annotation of a GenBank genome assembly.
GUUACUGAUGCCUCGUAUGUUGUGAUUCAGCAAGAGACAACUGGCAAUACAUGAUCCUUGAUUAAUCAAGCUUUGAAUUUUGUCAUUAAAUGAAUCAAAUUUUAUCAAGGAUUGCAAAAUUUUAUGUUAACAAACAGUCAUUUUUAAGUCAACUUAAAGCAUACAAUGAAAAUCCAAAUAUAUUAGCUGCUGUUAUUUCAUGUGCUGAUUCACGUGUUUUAACAUCAAAAUUGUUGUGUUCAAAUGUCGGUGAAUUAUUUGUUGAAAGAAAUCCAGGAAAUUUUCUUUGUUGUGAUGAAUCUCCAAUAGAUCAUUUACAUGAAAAUUGUUCUACACCUGGAUUUCUAGAAUUGACAUUAUUACGAUGUGAAAUCAAAGAUAUCAUUAUAUGUGGACAUUCAGAUUGUCGAGCUAUAAAUUUAUUAAAUAAUUUAAGAAAAUCUAUACAUGAACAAGGUUAUCUUGCUCAUCAUCAUCAGCAGCAACAGCAUAAAUCUAUUGAUAAUCUUAGCGAAAAUAAUCCCAUCAAAUCAAAACCUUUAGAAAAAUGGAUUUGGAAAAAUGGAUGUAAAACUUUACAAAAUUUCGAUCCUAGCUCUGAAAUUCUCCGUUUCACAUCAUCAUCAUCAUUUCAUCCAAAUUGUCCAACAUUUGAACUUGAUUUAAAAUUAACUAAACAUUUAACAGAAAUUGAUUUAUUGUCUCAAGCAAAUGUUUUACAACAAAUGAUACAUGUUUAUUCAUAUGAAAUGUUAAAAAAUCAAUUUGCACAAAAUGCUAUACGCGUACAUGGAAUAUGGUUUGAAUUAUAUUCUGGUAAUGUAUUAUUAUAUAGUCGAUUGAAUAAAGCAUUUGUACCUGUCAAUGAAAAGACAAUCAAUUCACUAUUGAAUGAAUUGUAGCCUGUGAUAGAUUAACUUCGUUUAACUUUUUUUUAGUUUGUUUAUCUAGUAAGAGAUUUCACACUUGAAUAUUAUUUAUAUGUAGAUUAAAAGAUUGGAGGACUUUUCAUUUCAUUAUUAUUUAUGUCAAUA